Messenger RNA from Pogona vitticeps (central bearded dragon), 417 nucleotides. The record is from RefSeq and is a predicted model, not a curated record. NCBI's taxonomy places the organism in Eukaryota, Metazoa, Chordata, Lepidosauria, Squamata, Agamidae.
AUGACACCCAUCCUCAUGUUUAAGAACGUAGCAGUGAAGCCUCAUGACUCUGUGGAGAAGCAACAAGACCCCUUGGUGAAGAAGAAACGAGAUAUCCUCACUAAUGGACUGCCGUACCACCUGAAAAAGAAUAGAUUACACCAUCAGUACUACGGCUCCGACCGAGAGAAUGACCGCAGCCUCUGCCAGCAGCUCAGGAAACGGAAAAAGUUCUUGAAAGGGCUCAGACAGCUUAAUCCAGGCCAGAACAGCUGUCGGGACAGCGACAGCGAAAGCGCAAGUGGGGAAUCGAAGGUGUUCCACCGGAGCAGUUCCCGAGAACGACUCAGUGAUACUUCAGCCCCAUCCAGCUUGGGAACAGGCUACUUUUGUGACAGUGACAGUGAUCGAGAAGAGAAGGUAGGGGUGCACUUUUAG